Oncorhynchus mykiss (rainbow trout) is the source of this 1144-nucleotide messenger RNA. RefSeq lists its product as uncharacterized. Gene Ontology annotation, molecular function: RNA polymerase II cis-regulatory region sequence-specific DNA binding; DNA-binding transcription factor activity, RNA polymerase II-specific. NCBI's taxonomy places the organism in Eukaryota, Metazoa, Chordata, Actinopteri, Salmoniformes, Salmonidae. Gene Ontology annotation, biological process: regulation of transcription by RNA polymerase II. The record is from RefSeq and is a predicted model, not a curated record.
ACAGGCAUCAAUCAGCACACUGCUUUGAAGUUUACUGCUUAGAGAUUUGGACGCAUGCCUCGCUUCUUUCAGCAGCAGCAACAGUUAGUCACCCACCUCUGUAGCUUGCUAGACAAAAUAGCCGAAAGCUCUUUAGACGCUUUAGUGUAUAUUAGCCACUGUGUUUUAAACCCACUUCUGUAGUUAGUUAUCCGCUUUAAUUUCAUAUUUACGGUGUUGUUGUUAUUAGUCAGCUAGCGGGCUGGUUAAGUUAGCAUUAGCCUAGCUAGCUAACAUCUCCGACCAUGCGGCCAGUAAGCCACUCUCCUUCUAAUGAAGAGGAGGAUAUCACAAUAAAACAAGAAGUAGAGAGUGAGGCCGUUACUGUGAAAGAAGAGAAAGACGCGUUCAGAGUGAAAGAGGAGGAGGAUGCAGUUUAUGGAUUGAAAGAGGAGGAGGGGGAGAUGACUGUCCCGUCCAAAAAGGAGGAGGAAGAAGAGGAGGACCCUGGAUAUCUGGGCCCGGUUUCCCAAACGCAUCUUAAGGUGUCCAAUGGUUCUAACGGUGCAGUUAGCAAUAAGAUGGUUUUGAGAAACCGUUCCCUGAUUAACACUAGAGAGAUACAGGACUAUCGUGGAUCCUCUGGGGAGCCUGAACAACCUCAUGAUGGUGAUGAGGCAGAGAAGAGUCUCUCCACAUCAGGACAUGUCAAGAAACACCUGCAGAGACCCACUGGGAAGAGAACUCACUGCUGCUCUGACUGUGGGAAGAGAUUCACCUCCUCAUCAGGCAUUAAAAUUCAUCAUAGAAUCCACACAGGAGAGAAGCCUUAUAGCUGUGGUCAAUGUGGGAAGAGUUUUACUUCAUCUAGUGGUCUUAUUGUACACCAGAGAACACACACAGGAGAGAAACCUUAUCUCUGUGAUCAAUGUGGGAAGAGUUUUAAUUCAUCUAGCUGUCUUACUGUACACCAGAGAGCACACACAGGAGAGAAACCUUAUAGCUGUGAUCAAUGUGGGAAGAGUUUUGCUAGAUCAAACAUUCCGACAUUCCACCUGAGAAUCCACACAGGAGAGAAACCUUAUAGCUGUGACCAAUGUGGGAAGAGUUUUAAUUAAUCUAGCUGUCUUACUGUACACCAGAGAACACACACAGGAGAGAAACC